Physcomitrium patens is the source of this 1930-nucleotide messenger RNA. Its product is annotated as glycerophosphodiester phosphodiesterase GDPD2. Gene Ontology annotation, biological process: glycerophospholipid catabolic process. The record is from RefSeq and is a predicted model, not a curated record. Lineage: Eukaryota; Viridiplantae; Streptophyta; Bryopsida; Funariales; Funariaceae. Gene Ontology annotation, molecular function: phosphoric diester hydrolase activity.
AGCUCGGAGUCUAAAUGGGUGGAGAUUCCGUGAUGCGGUGAGUGCAGCUGCCGUUUGGAUUACCUCGUGGGGAAAGCAUUGCAGCAGCUGCGAUGGAACCAGGACACGCUUGGAUCACAAGCUGGGCCUGGCUACAAAUCUCUCAACAGGCUUUUCUCAUUUGCAUUGCUUGAUCGCCGUGUCCGAUCGCCGGAGUUCAUCGAUCUUUCAGUUCUGUACACCCCCACCCCCCCGUUGAAUUUUACAGACGGGUUGGUAGAGUUGGUUUUUCUGAUCAUCAGUGCGAUGUUGAUGAUCAACCCGGGAUCAUUGACGUUGUGGUCGUGGAGUUGUGGAUUAGCGUGUUUCUGUUGCUGAGUCAAGAAGUUUUUUUUUUUUUUUUUUUUUUUUUUUUUUGUUUUGUUUUGUUUUGUUUUGUUUGUUUGUUUGUUUUGUGUGUGUGUGUGUGGAGGAGGAAGUGCGAGUGUUGCGGUGAGGGGAGAAGCUUCAGAAUCGAAGCGGGAUGGUGAGGUUGGCGUGCUCGAUUGCGAUGUUUGCCUGUGAAGGUGUGUCGGAGGUUGCAUUGCCUGUCCAGGAUCGCCAUAGCCAGCGCUCGGCACUGGAAACUGCCUUCAACGCCUCUGAGGUCAUUGGUCCCGUUGAAUCUGACGAUAGGACAAAUGGAGCCAACUCAAUGCUGGUGGUGGUCGGUCACCGCGGUUGUGGCCUGAAUAGAACCUUUCCUCAUGGUGUCAUCCCCGAGUCUCGACCCUCAGUUCGAGAGAACACCAUCACAUCAUUCAACUUGGCCGCCCGAAAUGGCGCUCAGUUCGUCGAGUUCGACGUCCAGGUAACUAAGGACGGCGUCCCUAUCAUCUUCCACGACGACGAGAUCAUAACCGAAGGAAACACCUCAAGCCACAUUAGCGAUCUUACGCUUACAGAAUUCCGCGCCAUUGGACCUCAAAAGGAUUUCACCAUGGGCCAACUCCUCUAUUCCAGAGCUUCCGACGGUUCGACCCACGUUUGGACCGCCGACAUAGAGGACCACUUAUGCACGCUCGAGGAAGCAUUUACCCAAGUGGAACCCACCGUGGGAUUCAACAUCGAGCUCAAAUUCGACGACUAUGGCAUAACAGCCGAUGCCGAGCUCCACCGGGUGAUCGAUGCCGUCCUGGAUGAUGUGCGCCAGUACGCAAAUGGCAGAGUGAUCUACUUCUCCAGCUUCCACCCUGACGCUGUCCAAAUAGUCCGAAAGAAGACCCUCUACCCGGUGUUUUUUCUAACUGACGGUGGUACCUACACCUAUCAAGAUCCCAGAAAAAACUCAAUCGAAGCAGCCAUUGAAAUAUGCCGCGAGGGAAAUCUGCAAGGGAUUGUGAGUGAGGUCAAGGCUGUGCUGCACCGGCCGGCGUCGGUGGCGCUUGUGAAAGCUGCAGGACUUUACUUCUUCACAUAUGGCGAAUUGAAUAACCUUGGAGAGGCAGUGCUCAAGCAGCGAGAGUGGGGCAUCGACGGCGUCAUCGUGGACCAUGUGCUGGAGGUGGUGCGAGUGGCGCAGCAAAUGGAGGAACCUGCUUCCCCCUCGGGUGCCGCUCUGGCCAGGAGGGGUGUUGCAGUGGUGUGAUCAACAGACUACACUUCCCGAACAACAAAUAGUAUUCCAUUCGCUGACUAGAGCUGUAUAUUAGCAAAUUCUUUUGAGGGUUUUCGUUAAUAUUCUCACUCUAGAAUAAGGAUUCUGCACCUAUCGAAGCUGUGGAUACUGCACAGAUUCGUGGGAUUGUGGAAAGUUCAUGGAUGUUCAGAACUUGAGACACUGUCUAUUAUGUGGGUGCUCACUGUCAUGCACUAAAACCCCAUUAAAAAAGGUUCAUGUUCAUUUUGUAUUCUAUAUAGAUAGAUAGAUGGAUAUAAAUUUACCAUGCACAAAUAGUUCAUCAUUUUUUAA